Messenger RNA from Aspergillus eucalypticola CBS 122712, 1275 nucleotides. RefSeq names its product bicyclomycin resistance protein. The coding region runs from base 1 to 1275 and encodes 424 amino acids. Gene Ontology annotation, biological process: spermine transport; spermidine transport; transmembrane transport. The record is from RefSeq and is a predicted model, not a curated record. The transcript has 4 exons. Gene Ontology annotation, molecular function: spermine transmembrane transporter activity; spermidine transmembrane transporter activity. NCBI's taxonomy places the organism in Eukaryota, Fungi, Ascomycota, Eurotiomycetes, Eurotiales, Aspergillaceae.
AUGGAUUGGAAUGGACCAAACGACCCUGAUAAUCCUCGGAACUUUUCGCUGGCCAGGCGUUUCAUGGGAAUUGUCAGUAUAACCCUGCUGGCCUUUGUCAGUGCCUUUGCCGGUGCCAUCUAUGCGCCCACACAGACUGCAGUGAUGGAAGUCAUGAACUGCAGCUCUGAGAUCACCAUACUCCCGCUUAUUCUAUAUAAUUUAGGAUUAGCCUUUGGACCCCAUUUUGGGACAUCCUUAUCUAAAACUUAUAGUCGCAAAGCUGUCUAUCUUACAACUACUUCUGUUCUCAUAUUGUUCAUGAUUGGUGGUGCUGUGUCAAAUACUAUAUCGGGCCUGACUCUCUGUCGUUUCUUUGCCGCUGUUUUUGGGUUAUCGAACAUCAGCAACGCCUCAGCAAUUAUUCUGGAUUAUAUGCAUGACAGCAAACGAGGCACCGUCCUCGCCAUCUAUUAUACACUUCCAACUGUUACUGCGACCCUGGCACCUCUCGUACCGGUAAUUCUUAUAGUAGCUUUCUUUUCCCCCUUGAUCUUCACCAGGGAGACCUAUAAAGCGGUUAUCCUACGAUGUCGGGCAACGCAACAGGGGAUGGCGGAUCAUCUCUUUAUUAUUCUAUUUCAGCGGCCUAUUCAUAUACUCCUGACCGAACCGAUAGUAAUAUUUAUCAGUCUCUAUAAUGGGUUUCUUUUCAGUUUAUUAUAUGCAUUCGUGAUUUCCGUUCCUUGGGUUUUUGAGAAGUACUAUGGGUUUAAUUUGACCACCCAGACUCUUACCUAUCUUAAUAUGACCGUGGGUGAUAUGGUUGCUUGUAUUUCCUACGCUUUGAUAGACCGGUACUUCUUCCUGCCGCGGCUGCAUUCGUGGAAACAAGCUCACGAGCCGAGUCUCAAAAUACCUCUGGAGUCUCAUCUUGUAUCAGCAUUGGGGGGCAGCUUGCUACUUCCACCAUCAUUACUUAUUCUUAUAUUCAUAGUAUUGCAAGGCCUUUCGAUGUUUUCCUGCUUGCUGGUGUAUUCUGGAACGAACCUGUACAUGAUGGACACUUAUGGUCUAUUUUAUGGUGCAUCCGCCUCGGGCGCAAUGAUGUUCAGUAGAUAUAUACUCAGCUGCGCGUUCCUUAUGUUUAUUCUCCAGAUCUUUGAAGAGCUUGGUGUAGGCUGGGCAACCACAGUUUUAGCUACUUUGACUCUGUUUAUAGCUCUGAUUCCCUGGAUCUUUUGGAUUUAUGAAUCACAGAUUAGGAAGGUGAGUAAGUAUAAGACUACCCUAUGA